Messenger RNA from Eremomyces bilateralis CBS 781.70, 2065 nucleotides. Its product is annotated as alpha/beta-hydrolase. NCBI's taxonomy places the organism in Eukaryota, Fungi, Ascomycota, Dothideomycetes, Eremomycetales, Eremomycetaceae. The coding region runs from base 392 to 1942 and encodes 516 amino acids. The record is from RefSeq and is a predicted model, not a curated record. The transcript is spliced from 6 exons.
CUGUGGGCCGCUGUGGCUGCGGAAAACUUGCACUGUGGCAUCAUGACAUGGUAUCGCAUACACAGAUGUCGAGUCGACCAUGGAGUUGGUACUUGGUGCUGAUUAUUUUACCACUAUGCGCUGUGGAGCUUUCCGCUUUCCCCAAAUCUCGGGCCUUGACUCUUCAGCCGCAUUCCUGCAAUCACAGCCACAAGUCUCGCAGAUGGGUAAAGAUAGAUCAAACCAACCGCAAUUGGGGUGAUGUUGCGCUUCCUGAUGAUGAUGGCCUUUGGCACUGGCGCUACGUCCACUAUCAUCAUGUUGCCUCAGCAUUAUAUAAAGGAGUUGACCCGCUGGAUUGGAUGAAUUUCUCUGGCUCGAACCACAAUCAGAUAUCAUUAUCAUAACCACCAUGCGCACGACUUCGUCAAUCUUCGCACUCGCCCUUCUCACGGGCAGCUAUGCCAUACCCCACGGGCAGCUCCAAAACCGACUGGCAGGUAUCCAAUGGGCCGAUUGUCCACCAGAACUCAACGCCUUCGACCCGCAUGGUCGCACGUUCGGGUGCGGAACAUUGGAAGUUCCCUUGGACUAUACAGGAGAAAUCCCUGGCACUCUGAAGCUUGACUUACUCAAGGUUCCAGCAAUGAAAGAGUCCAAGAAGGGGAGCAUCCUCUUCAACUGGGGCGGUCCUGGUGGCGAUGGAGUCUUCAACAUGGCCAGCGCAUCACCGAUAGUUCAGCCUAUGACUGGUGGUGAACACGACCUUAUCAGCUGGGAUCCUCGAGGUACCGGUGAGACGCUCGCCUACAACUGCUAUCCCAACGCCACCGAUAGAGCUGCAACUGUCCGUUGGCACCAUGGACAGUUUGCUAAUGCGAGCGAGGCUGCUCUUGGACGAACGUGGGCUGAGGGCAAAAUUCUUGCGGAUGAUUGCGCUGAGACGUUGAAAGAUAUUGGCAGCCUUGUCGGCACUGCUUUUACAGUCAGAGAUAUGUUCCAGAUCGUUGACGCUCUUGGAGAGGACGGGAAACUGCGGUACUGGGGGUUUUCAUAUGGCACUACACUUGGAGCGACGGCUCUGGCCAUGUUCCCCGAUCGGAUAGACAGGGCGAUCCUGGACGGCGUUCAGAAUCCUAUGCAGCACUAUCACACAUUCGGUGACCCUGAAAUGUACACGGAUUCCGACGAAACAUGGCAAGAGUUCCUCAAAGCUUGCAUGGAAAACCCGAACGCCUGCGCAUUGGCAAAGCACGCAUCGAGCGCCGGAGAGCUUGGUGAGAAGAUCGAUCGCCUCAUCGACAACCUCAAAGAAGAGCCUAUUCCCGCCGGACAGUCCAUCUUCGGCUAUUCGGAGAUCAAGGGCCUCAUGAUCGGCAAACUCUACUAUCCGUCCCAAUACAGCGACCUUGCCGAUCAGCUCGAAUGGAUGCUCACCCGGAAUAUCACGGCAUUCUCAGGCCUUAGCGGCAUAGAAGACCCACAAACUGUCGCCGCGGCCACCAGUCCCGAAGCUCUUUUUGGCAUCCGAUGCUCAGACAAGGUUCCGAGAACCGACAACCUCGAGCUCGUCCGUGCGGAACUCGAGGGCCAGAUCUACAGGACGAGCACUAUCUUCGGUGACACUCCCACCAACACCAUGACUGCCUGCGCACAGUGGCAUUUCGCGGCCAAGGAGCGGUACAGUGGCGACUUCCGCGUCAAGACCAGUUCUCCUGCGUUGAUCAUCGGGAACACGUGGGAUCCGGUGACGCCAUUAAAAUCGGCUCGGACCAUUUCCGAGUUGUUUGAGGGAUCGGCUCUUUUGCAGCAUAACGGCCAUGGCCACAUGACGAUUGCGCAGCCCUCUACCUGCACCUCGAAGCACAUUGCCGACUACUUCCUCACUGGAACACUGCCACAGCCGGGCACAAUUUGCGAGCCGGACACUCCGUUAUUCCACAAAAAACCUAAAUCUUCGUAAAGGGUGUGGGUUAGAACAUUUUGUCUCUAACUAUAUGUACUUCCUCAAUCAGUCGAGCAUUUCUUGUGCCAAUAGCGUCUGUAUUACGUCCCCUACAAGAUAUUAAUAAAUUAUACCUGCAUU